Molecule: messenger RNA, 2202 nt
Organism: Calypte anna (Anna's hummingbird)
Lineage: Eukaryota; Metazoa; Chordata; Aves; Apodiformes; Trochilidae
Gene: C1QTNF8
Product: C1q and TNF related 8
Exons: 3
Coding region: 280-1047 (255 amino acids)
Molecular function (GO): protein binding
Source: RefSeq, a predicted model, not a curated record
CAAAAACCCAGGAACCCAGUUAAUGCAAGCAAAGAAACUUUUUUUUUUUUCCUAAAAAAAAAGCAAAAAGCAAAAAAAAAAAAAAAAUCCCUGCUUUUGCAAACAACCUCACUGCUGGGCUUCACAAGGAGCAGAGCUGACCUUCUGUGUUUCGUUUGGACUCCAGCUGGGAAGCUGCAGAGAACACCAAAACCCCAAUGAACAGAACCUUUCAUAGCAUGCACCCUGCUCAGGGACGGUGAGACAGAGGUCCUGAAACACCAGCUGGCUCUGCCAAAGAUGAGGGCUCUGCUUCUCCUGCUCUUGCUGUCCACUGGGAACACAGAGAAGGAGCUGCCAGGACCCAGCUGGGAACCCCGGCGCCUCUCGUGUGUGAGAUGCUGUGGGCCCUCAGAGCAGCCCAGCCCCAUCAUCUCCUCACGGUACACAAGGAGGAGCAGUGCCCCUGCCUAUUCCGUGCCCAAAGUCCAGCCCACUAUAGAUAUCACCAUCCUCAAAGGUGACAAGGGUGAAAUGGGAGAGAGAGGGUACCCUGGAGCAGUUGGGAAGGAAGGAGAGAGAGGGCUACGUGGCUUUAGUGGACGGAAGGGACAGAAAGGCCAGCCUGGCCCCCAAGGCCACUCCUGCAAGCAGCUCUAUGCUGCCUUCUCAGUGGGGCGGAGAAAACCUCUUCAUAGCUCCGACUACUUCCAGCACUUGACUUUUGACACCGAGUUUGUGAACCUCUACAAACACUUCAAUAUGUUCUCGGGGAAGUUCUUCUGCUACGUGGCAGGAAUCUAUUAUUUCAGCCUCAACGUCCACACCUGGAACUUCAAGGAGACUUACCUGCACUUGAUGAAAAAUGAGAAAGAAGUGGGAAUCCUCUACGCCCAGCCCAGCGACCGGAGCAUCAUGCAGAGCCAGAGCCUGAUGCUGGACCUGGAGGAAGGAGAGGAGGUCUGGGUGAGGAUGUUCAAGAGGGAGAGAGAAAAUGCCAUCUAUAGUGAGGAGUCUGAUGUUUACAUCAUCUUCAACGGCCACUUAAUCAAGCCAGCUGUAGAGUAGCCCCUCAUCAGCUUUAGGCUCAAAGCUUUGGUAGAUACAUGUCUUCCCGCUUAGAAAUCCAUAGGUCUAGUUCCACCUGGAAGGUUUGCAGUCCUCCUGGCCUGCUGUCAGGGUUUUCUGUCCAUGCCAAGGACACCUCUGGGGGUGGAGGUAACUGUUUUGAGGUGAUGCAAGCUACCCAAGGAAAGGCUUCAGCCCUUAUGUGCCCCUGGGAAGACACAUGCAGUAAGCUCUGAUUCUGCAACCCUCUACAGACCCCCAGUAACCUCCCUAAAGGGUUUGCCAAGUUGGUGGCAAAAAUUUCACAUCUAUGCUCUGCUUUAGAGAAGCCAUUUUAAUGACACCCGAGGAGCAUCUUCAGGUACCAGGUGUCUGGGUGCUAGUUAAGGAAUGUCACUGACUCCUCCACCAAAUCACUGAUAAGAGCCCACACUCACCAACAUCUCCACCAGCUCUGCUCCACUCAGGUAGGCAAGAACACAGCAGUGUUAAUACUAUUUUGCCCAGUAUAUUUACUCUAAAUUAUAAUUUUUGUCCCAUUUUGUGCACUAUUACAUUCUGAGAGCAGGAUGCCAGACUUAGAUAAAGAAGUCUGUGGAUCUGGCAGAGCUUUUUCAGAGACACAUAGUUUUCAGCCCAGCUGGAGCCACGUGCUCUAACUGGGCUAGCUUGGGUACCCCUAGCAAUGCUUCUCACACAAGAACAUCCAGCCUGAGGGGGAAUGGGUGUAUUUCCCAUUUUAAGGAAAAUUCUGGGCCCUGUGUUAAGAUCCAAUGUCAGAGGGCUUGUUGCCAAGCUGGAAUUUGAGGCCAUGCUCGUGUUUGGGAAUCCUCACCUGAUAGCACCUUCAUUUCUGAAAAGGGGAAAAGAAACCUUGCAAAGAAUAAAAAGUUUUUUGGUUUAUUUGGGUUUUUUUUUUACCACAGAGGUAUUUGGGGGAUUUGGUUUCUUGUUUCCUAGACCAACUAUUGCCACAGCAGUGGCAAAGUGCAUACAGCAGCAAGAAACAUCCUUUUCCCCAGCUCCACCUUGCCCCCUGCCUCCUGAGUGCAUCCCAAGCCAUCUGCAUGAAGGAAACAUGGGAAGUUCUUGCUAGGAAACUGCUUCACUGCUGGACUUUGACUGCUUUGGAAAAGUAGCUGAAAUAAAGAGAUU